Pseudoliparis swirei is the source of this 3228-nucleotide messenger RNA. It is a transcript of the gene bace1, whose product is annotated as beta-secretase 1. The transcript has 9 exons. Lineage: Eukaryota; Metazoa; Chordata; Actinopteri; Perciformes; Liparidae. The record is from RefSeq and is a predicted model, not a curated record. Gene Ontology annotation, biological process: amyloid-beta metabolic process; membrane protein ectodomain proteolysis. The coding region runs from base 439 to 2031 and encodes 530 amino acids. Gene Ontology annotation, molecular function: aspartic-type endopeptidase activity. Gene Ontology annotation, cellular component: trans-Golgi network; endosome; membrane.
GGAUGCGGAUUACGGUGGUAAUCGCAUGGUCAGCCUGCCCUUCCGACGACGGUUUCGGUCGUUUGACAUGAGGACGUGCGGAGGAGAACCGACGACGGGGCGAACCGUGCGGUACGUGCGUUAAACUGAGCGCGUAGGGAGAGACCGUUACGACGGUAACCGUUACCUCAAAGGGGCUUUUUUUUGUGUUGCUCCGCGACAUUGGUGUAACAUUGGUUUAUUUUCUCUCAAUGUAACCGGAGCGAGGGGGAAAGAACACAGUGACCUCCUCAUAUUUGCAACUGCCAUCAUGGUUUUAGCCGUCGGUUUAGCAUCCUCGCAACCUUGUCUCCUCUCCUGUGUCCUCGAUGUCAAACUGAACGGAGCGGCGUCGUGAAGUCCAACAAAAACUAAAACGUAGUUCACCAAAAAAUACACAACUUCCGCCGAUAUCUCACCAUGGAGGCGUUGACUGUGCGGUCGACGUGUCUGCUCGUUUGGGCGACGGUUUGCCUGCUCACCAACGGUCAGUCCGCGCCGGACGCCUCGGGCCUGCCUCGAGCCAUCCGCGUGCCACUGCGGCAAGGCGCUCGCGCCGAGCAGCCGACGCCGCUGCCACCUGCCGCCGUCGCGAACCUCGAGCGCGGCAACGCGGGAAAGCAGCACGCUUCGCGCAAGCGAAGAGGAGCGGCAGCGGCGGCGGCGGUGGCGACGCGCGGCAUCAGCUUCGUGGACAUGAUCGAUAACCUCCGUGGGAAGUCAGGCCAGGGGUACUACGUGGAGAUGACCGUGGGCUCCCCUCCGCAGAAGUUGAACAUCCUCGUGGACACAGGAAGCAGUAACUUUGCCGUCGGUGCAGCCGCUCAUCCCUUCCUGCACAGAUACUACCACCGUUCUCUCUCCAACUCGUACCGCGACCAGGGGAGGAGCGUCUACGUUCCCUACACUCAGGGUCGCUGGGAGGGGGAGCUGGGCACCGACCUGGUGUCCGUGUCCCACGGCCCCAACGCCACGCUGCGCUCCAACGUCGCCGCCAUCACCCAGUCGGAUCGCUUCUUCAUCAAUGGAUCCAACUGGGAGGGAAUCCUGGGACUGGCCUACGCCGACAUAGCCCGGCCUGACGAGACAUUGGAACCCUUCUUUGACUCUCUGGUUCGUCAGACUUCUGUCCCCAACCUCUUCUCCCUCCAGCUGUGUGGAGCCGGCUUCACCCAAAACUACUCCCUGGGCAGCGCUACUGUUGGCGGCAGCAUGAUCAUCGGAGGACUGGACCCAUCGCUCUACGCGGGGGAGCUCUGGUACACUCCCAUUCGCAGGGAGUGGUACUAUGAGAUCAUCAUCGUGCGUAUCGAGGUGAACGGACAGGACCUCAACAUGGACUGUAAAGAGUACAACUACGAUAAGAGCAUCGUGGACAGCGGCACCACCAACCUGCGCCUGCCUCGGAAAGUCUUCCAGGCUGCGGUCAAAGCCAUCGAAGCCGCCUCUUCGACCGAACAGUUCCCCUCUGGGUUCUGGCUCGGGGAGCAGCUGGUCUGUUGGCAGGCCGGCACGACACCCUGGCACAUCUUCCCCGUCAUCUCCCUCUACCUGAUGAGUGAAAACCACAACCAGUCCUUCAGGAUCUCCAUCCUCCCACAGCAAUACCUGCGGCCGGUGGAGGACGUGGCCUCCGCCCAGGAGGACUGCUACAAGUUCGCCGUGUCCCAGUCCAGCACUGGUACCGUGAUGGGGGCAGUCAUCAUGGAGGGCUUCUAUGUGGUCUUCGACCGCGAAAAGAAGCGCAUCGGCUUCGCCGUCAGCACCUGCCACGUGCACGAUGAGUUCCGCACGGCGUCGGUGGAGGGCCCGUUCCACGGCGUGGACCUGGAGGACUGCGGCUACAACAUCCCUCAGACGGACGAGUCCACCCUCAUGACCAUCGCCUACAUCAUGGCGGGAAUCUGCGCCCUCUUCAUGCUGCCGCUGUGUCUCAUGGUGUGCCAGUGGCGCUUCGCCCGCUGCCUCCACCCACACGGGGACUUCGCUGACGACAUAUCGCUCCUCAAGUAAAGGGGGGGGGGGAGGAGGAGGAGGAGGAAGAGGAGACGGAAGGGAGUGAGAAAAAGGAUUGGUGGAGACCUGCGCUACAAACUGCCGUGGCUAUGAGAAGGGUUCUUCAGGAACACUGCAGGUGAAGUAUUGCGAACGCCGACAUACGGCGAAUACACAGCAAAGCAUUCUGGGAGAACUCGAGCCAUUAGUAACCUGAAGGACAGACGGGAGAGAGACGCCGUCGUCCGAGGCAACGGCUUCCGUUUACGCUACCUAUGCAGAUCCAAGCGGCGAGAGAGAGAGAGAGACGCAAAACAAAACUCUUUGUUACCAAGCUACGUGUAAAUAGGCCUCAGAGAUGGAUUUGGAGUUUUUAAAAGAUCUGUGAUUGCUCGGCACUGAAAAAUGAUUCACAAACACGAAACAAAAAACAACCUCACAACACGGAUGUGAAUACGAGAUGAACGCGAUGUGUGUGAGCAUGCUUGUGUGUGUGUGUGUGUGUGUGUGUGAGCAGCUGUACUGUUAAACGAAAGAGUAUACGGAAAGAUUUAACGAAGAUUAUACUCGUGAACAUGAAAACGAUACUACUGAGUGUGAAUAGCAUCUAUUAAAAUUACACUAUUUUGCAAAUGCCCGCGAAGAAUUCUGCAACGCAAGCAAAGCAUAAAGAGGUUCGUUCAUUUGAUGAGAUAUCAGAUUGUAACAGCAUUUAUUGCAUAAAAAUCUGUUUUUUGCUUGGCGGGAAACUGAGACGACUGAACGCAGUCAAUAUCAGAUGUCAUUUUCUCCUACUUUAUUGAUAGCUUAAAUGUACUUAUUGUGAAUAAAAUGCGUGCAUACCAGAUCCUCUAUUUGCGCAGACACACACACACACACACACACACACACACACACACACACACAGAGUACACAUUGUUUAUCCUCCUGCUGCACCAUCUGAUGAUUUGCACAUGUGAACUAACCAGGACUUAAUAGGGCUUCUUCCACAGAAACAACUCACCACAUCUCUCAAUGGGGACCACAUAUUAUGUAUGCUCGGACAAGGAAACCAGCCCAAAGUAUGUUAUACACAUAAGAACACUAUGUAUGUCGACAGUGGACAGUUUGUAUUGUCUCUCAGCAAGCUGUAUAUAGAUCAACUCAGAACUGAAUAUUUAUCUGUCAGGCGCUGGCAGCACUGUGGAAUCAAUAAAGUACUCAUUGUAACUGUGA